AAAGAUGUUGGGAUCAGGACUGUGGUGAUGUUGGAUGAACAAGGAGAGCAGUUGGAGCGAAUAGAGGAGGGCUUGGAUCAGAUCAACUCUGAUAUGAAGGAGGCAGAGAAAAACCUGACUGACCUGGGCAAGUGCUGUGGUCUCUGCUCCUGCGAUAAACUAAAGGCUUUUGAGGAGAGUGGGGCGUACAAGGCAGUUUGGGGCAGAGCCUCAAGCCAGGAUGGCGUUGUAGCCAAUCAGCCGCCGUCAUCUCGGGUCGUGGAUGAGAGAGAGCAGAUGAUUAUGAGUGGAGGAUACAUACGAAGGGCGACCGGCGACGCCCGCGAGGACGAGAUGGAGGAGAACCUGGCACAUGUGGGCAGCAUCGUCGGAAAUCUGAAGAGCAUGGCCCUGGACAUUGGCAACGAGCUGGAAACACAGAAUUCCCAGAUCGACCGUAUACAGGGAAAGGCUAAUCUCAACGUUACCCGAAUCAGCGCUGCCAACCAGAAGGCUACCAACCUCAUGAAACGAUAGAAGUGCUCUUCCAGUCUUUUUCUAUUAAACUGUGCUUUUGCGUGCCGUGCCAACAUGCUGACCCUGUUAUUUUAAACCUCCCAUUACUCACUUUUGACAGUGAAAUGUGCUGUAAAACUCAUCUAGAGGCCGUAAGUCCAUUAUUUUUACUAGUGGGUCUAAAGUGGAGCUCUUUAUUCCGUAACCCGUAUUUUAACAUUCCUGUUCGUUCCCCAAAUAUCAUAAUAGAAAGUCGUAGUUUUGUUUAUUUGUAUAAAAUGUGACCUAUGAUUAUUAUAAGUCAGUUUGCAAUGCAAUGUACGCUCUGUUUUACCCCUCAGCGUGGCCUCCUUUAGCUCUUGGAAACCUUUAAUGGUCCCUGUGGGGGAAAAAUUGGGUCACUCCAGCAGCACCAUCACUGCCAGCAGUAGCAGUAGAGAGCACAAUCACACAAAUACGUCAAUUUGUUUGAAGAGCGGCUGUCCCUGCUGUGGUGUUAUGAAACAUGAGCCCAUACGUCGCCUUUUCCAUCUGCCGGACGGACAGGGGAAUAACGGCAUCUGUGCAGCAAAAUGUUCUGAAAAGCAACCAGUCCAGUCCCAAAUUACACAACCCUGUUCUUCCACUUUCUCCAAAAUCUGCCACUGUGGAUGAAACACGUAUGUGACGGCGCCCUCUGUCGGCCCAGCCGGGUAUUGCCCAGAAGAAGGAAAUACGUAUUUCCCCACAAUGGAGGAUCUCUGGCGACACCAAGCGGACGCAAGCGGAACAUGCAUUCUUCCUGGCCUCUCCCAUCUUCCUUCUGUCUCCAUGUUGAUAGAAAAUGGUGGUGACACCAAGUGACGUUGUUGCUGAUUUUACGACCCUGUCUCUCAGUCGUGCACGUCAAAGGUUUGCUGACAAUGUCAAAAGUCACCAUAUCCUAAAUGAUUUGUACUUGAUGUCUGUGUUUGUAAUGUUAGCCAAUCAGGGAGAUCCUUAAGUAAACUAUGCUGUCUUUUUAUUAGCUGCUAGGUUUGAAAUCGUUCAUUGGGUAAUUUGGGGGAUUUAGAAGCUGUUUUUUGUUUA
This is a messenger RNA of Neolamprologus brichardi, 1563 nucleotides long. The record is from RefSeq and is a predicted model, not a curated record. Lineage: Eukaryota; Metazoa; Chordata; Actinopteri; Cichliformes; Cichlidae.